Bursaphelenchus xylophilus (pine wood nematode) is the source of this 2013-nucleotide messenger RNA. The record is from the annotation of a GenBank genome assembly. NCBI's taxonomy places the organism in Eukaryota, Metazoa, Nematoda, Chromadorea, Rhabditida, Aphelenchoididae.
AUGAGUUCGGAUCCAGUUCAACUCGCACAAUUGCAAUUUUCAACACGAUUAUUGAAGGAAUUGGCCAGUAAAGACACUGGAAAUGUAGUUGUUUCGCCAAUUUCCAUACUCACAGUCCUCUCCAUGGUGUACAGUGGCGCUGCGAAUGAGACAAAAGAGGAGUUCAACGAGGUUCUCGGCUAUAGUAAGUAAUUUGCAAGUCUUAAAACAUCGAAAUAUGAAUUAAAAUUAGAUUUAAAAUUUUUUUAUACCUAAAAUAACAUAAAAAUUAUUUUUUAUUGUCUAAAACAAAGUAAAAUACGCGCGGAACUUUUAGCAUUAUUUUUGUAGUCUAUUUUCUCGUAUCUGCACCUCAAGCUUCAAUGAAAAUCGCAAAUUUUUUGUCAAUUUUGCUAUGGAUAAUAUAAAUUAUUUCCAGAUGGGGAAGAAGACGAUUGGAACAAGCAUUUUUCCAUUCUUCUCAACGCAUUCGAAGCCAAAGAGAAGCCGUAUACAUUAAAUAGUGCCAACAAGAUCUUCUUGAGGAAUGGUUUCGAUUUAAAGCAGAGUUUCAAGGACAAGAUGGAGAAAUUCUUUUUGAACGCCUACCAAGAACUGGACUUUGACCAGAAAACAGAAGCUGUUCAGACCAUAAACAAGUUCAUUGAGGACCACACUGGAGGGAAGAUUACAGAUUUGGUGGAUGAGAGUAAUAUCAGCGAGCUUACAAAGUAAGGGGUGUCGAUGACUAAAGUAAUAUAAAAAUGUCUUGAUAUUGAUGUAAAAGUAAUUUUAGUAUGCAAAAAAUUUAAUUUCAGGCUUGUAGUCGUCAAUGCUCUGUAUUUCAAGAGCACAUGGGAGAAGAAAUUCGAUAAAAAUAAGACGGAAGACAAGGUGUUCUUCGUCAAGCCGGAUCAGGCAAAAAAAGUACGUCUUUGUAGUAAUAGCUAUCGAAAUUUUUGGCAGUUUGUUGUUUUUUGAUACAUACCACCCAUUUUGAAAGUCAAUUUUUGCUCGUUAAAUUUUUGAUAUUUUUUCGGCCAAGAAACGGCCAGAAUCAUCAUGGAUAAUAUAAAUUAUCGAAAAAUCUUGCUUAAGAUGCCGAAUAUAUUGUCGUUUUGUAAUAAAAUCAAAUUUCAGGUCAAAAUGAUGAAAAAGGAGGCCAAGUUCAUCUACUACGACGAGACCGACUUCCAACUUUUGGGCCUCCCUUAUGCCGGGGAAGGUGUCUAUCUUUUCGUCCUGUUACCCAGAGAAAAGUUUGGAGCUGACGAUCUCCUGAAAACCCUAGAUGCAGAGAAGCUCAAGUCUCUCAUAAGCCGAAGAUACAAAGUGAAAGUUGAUGUGGAACUCCCGAGGUUUAAAAUUAAUUCCAAGACCAAAUUAAAUGAUGCCAUGAAGAAUAUCGGGCUUCAGAAGGGAUUCGGGAUUGAGCCAGAGUUCACAGAGAUUGCUGAGGAGAGGCUGAAGAUCGAUGAAUUACUUCAUCAAGUGUUUAUUGAGGUGAGUUUUGAUGAAAUUGGAUUGUAUUACUUUGGUUUUGAUAAGCCGAUUUUCACGAAAAUCACGCCCUUUUGGAGUGGAAAAAGUUUACGGUGAUAGUUCUGUGAGGGGUUCUUUGGAGUGUUUUCGGAUUGAUAAAACACGUUUUAUAACUAUUUUUGGUUUAGAUGACUAAAAAUUUUAAAUAGGUAUUGAUGACCUAAAGUAAUAUAAAUCUUGUGAAGAAAACAAUAAGAUUUAAAGAGUCGAAAUUCAAGCGUUGAAUAUAUGGCUUACAUCUUAUCAGCCCGUCUUUGAGAAACAAAAUCCACAUUAUUUUAAUUUUUAUACCUAAAAUAAUAUAAUUUUUCCUUCCAGACCAACGAAGAAGGCUCCGAAGCUGCCGCAGCCACCGGCGCCGUCCUCAAUCUGCUCUCCGCAAUGCCCUUGCCCGAAGAAGAGAUACGAUUUGUGGCCGAUCACCCCUUCCUGUUCUUCGUGGCCACCAAAUACAGCGAUGUUCUUUUUACCGGCAUUGUCAGGGAUUUCUAA